AUGGAUCGUCUUGCACUUUUACAGUUUGGUUUACUUUUACUUGCUGUACCAUUACAAUAUUUUAUUUUAAUGAAAUGGUCUUCGAAAGAUAUUGAACAAACACAAGCAAUUACUAAAAUUACGAACCAAAUUAAACAAGUAUUUCAUUAUCUGUCUCCAACAACAUGGUUUAAUUGGUUUAUUAGUUUUGUUAUUGAAAUUCCACUUGGUUUUAAUCCAUUAUUACAUAAACGUACAUGGAAACGUGGAAUGGAAUCUCCUGCUACAGAAGUUUAUUAUAUGAGAGAAAAAUAUGGAUAUUUUGCUACUUCACCAGCAAUUCGUUCAUCUCGAUCUGAAUAUGUUAAAUUUCGAGUUGGUCAAGUUAUUCGACAUAAAAUUUAUGGUUAUCGUGCAGUAAUUAUUGGAUGGGAUGAAAUAGCUUCUGCACCAGAUCAAUGGCUUGAUGAACAUCACCAAGGACAUCCAGAAUAUAGAGUUCAACCAAAUUAUUCUGUAUUACUUGAUACAAGAGAUCGACGUGCUCAUAAAACAUAUAUACCACAAGAACAUAUUGAAGUUAUUCAAAAUUCAAAGAUAGUCAAUGCUCAAUUGAGUGAUUAUUUUAGUUUCUUUGAUGGUACUCAAUAUAUAAUGCAACAAUGGCUACAAGAACAAUAUCCACUCGAUUAA
Messenger RNA from Rotaria sordida, 672 nucleotides. NCBI's taxonomy places the organism in Eukaryota, Metazoa, Rotifera, Eurotatoria, Philodinida, Philodinidae. The record is from the annotation of a GenBank genome assembly.